Messenger RNA from Pediculus humanus corporis (human body louse), 201 nucleotides. RefSeq lists its product as uncharacterized. The transcript has 2 exons. NCBI's taxonomy places the organism in Eukaryota, Metazoa, Arthropoda, Insecta, Psocodea, Pediculidae. The record is from RefSeq and is a predicted model, not a curated record. The coding region runs from base 1 to 201 and encodes 66 amino acids.
AUGGCACCCGGUUACAGACGUGCCAACUUAACUGCAUACUUUUCGAUUUUGUCGAUCACCUUCUUAAUUUAUAAUCCCGAAGGUUUUUUCAUACAUAUGUAUGAAAAGUUUUACGGGAUUAAUGGAGGUUGGGGAGGGGAGCAGUGGGGAGAGGAGGAGGAAAGAUGUUUUCGGGGUCUUUCUUACCAUCGCGACGAAUAA